AUGACCACCGUAGUUAACUGGGCUGCUAACAAAGCCAAUGCUGGUUUCCUCAAUGCAGCCAACAAGGUUGAACAUCUUCUGGGGCAGGCUCUCCAAUUGAAGCCUGCCGAUCCCAAACACAUCGCAAUUGCGAUGGAGAUGGUCGCAUCUCUUAGUUUUACCUUCAGCAGCUACGCCUAUUCAGCAACCUCUGUGCCACCCAUGGUGCUCUCUGCCACCGCAGAGAUUCAUGAGCACCUGGACGACUCCUCCUGCAAUGUUGUCAGUGCCCCGGUCUGGUCCAACAUUCGCCCAGACGAUCCGCAGAGCCAGCAUAGCCUGCUUUACCCCCUCACUCUUGCCUAUGGCAAACCCCCACCACCCACCAAUCCUCCUGUUGCCGGUCCAUCUGGAUCCAACACCGCAGUCACCCAGGAUGCCAAUGUCCUUGCAGGCAAGGGCAAAGGCAAGGCAAGGCAAGAUCCUGAGGCUGAACCAACAGAACAGCGUGGCCGCGGUAUGGAACGCAAGCAACUCCGGUGCAUGAGCGCCCCCCGCAGUCAGAGUCGCGCGCCGAAGGCAAAAUGGCCGUGUGCCACCUCCAAGGCCAUGAUCACCAGCAAGGACGAAAGGGAGUUGGACAUGGCCAACAUUCCCCAACAGCAACCGGCGCCGGAGGCCAGGAAGAAGGCAUCCUUGCCCACCAGACUUCCUCCUGCCCUCAAGAAGACCUGGUCGCAAAGCAAGUCAUUCACCGUCACCAGCGACGAUGAGGAGGAUACCAAGCCGACGCCCAAACCUCCACCGAAGAAGAAGAAGACGUAUGUGGAGAUUGACAAUGAGAUGACGGCGAACAUUGGCCCAGUGCCGAAGAUGGGCAUGCCAUAUGUUCAGGUUCCGCCCGCACCAUCAGCUAUUGCCGGCAAUGACGCUGCUGAUCCCAACACAUGGUCGCCAGGUUGCAGCCCCUGCGUCCACCAAGGGCUUAUAUGCCUCCAAGGCUACAACAACUCUGGUGCGGCCACCUGA
Messenger RNA from Suillus paluster, 1008 nucleotides. RefSeq lists its product as uncharacterized. The transcript is spliced from 4 exons. NCBI's taxonomy places the organism in Eukaryota, Fungi, Basidiomycota, Agaricomycetes, Boletales, Suillaceae. The record is from RefSeq and is a predicted model, not a curated record. The coding region runs from base 1 to 1008 and encodes 335 amino acids.